AUGGAAGAAGAAGGACGAUGGUUGUAUCCACAGACACCGAACCUUCAUCAACGUUCCCUUCCCCUCGUCGGCUCUUCAUCUCCCCCCUUCCUUGCCCAGAGUCUUCCCUUCUCCACCACUCCACUCAACUCCACUUCCUUUUCUUCACCGCCUGUCAGUUGUAGCACACAAUUGCUCAGUUCUUCGCUAGAUGCGCAACAAUCAAAGCCUCGUUCUCGCGGAUUCUCAGCAUCACUUGAGAGAGCUUCUUUAGGAAGAGAUCCCAGAGAAGUACAAACAGGUUCUCAAGACACCGAACCGCAUCAAUUAGCGGUGCCGAGAGUAGUCGAUAGUUGCACGAGUUAUGUGAUACAACAUGGUUUACACACAGUGGGCCUAUUUCGAGUGGCCGGUUCAGCGAAACGAUGCCGAAUGUUGAGAGCUGUUCUCGAAUCUCCCGCUCCGAUGAUACCACAAAAUUCACAGUUAACGGCUCACGAUGUGGCGACAGUGUUGAAAGAAUAUCUCCGCGAUCUUCCACAAAGUCUUCUCCCAAAAGAACACUAUCAAGCAUACAUGGCAACUGCAAGACUCUCUGGUGAAGAACGUCUCUGCUGUUGUCGACUCCUCGUCGCACUCCUCCCAACACCAAAUGCCGACACUUUACUCGUCUUAUUAAGAUGCCUUCAUUUGGUGGUCGAUCACUGUAACGAUACUGUUGAUGAGGAUGGAAUGAUUGAGCCGGGCAAUCGAAUGGAUGCCCGAAAUUUAGCCACCGUUUUCGCUCCAUGCAUCCUCCGCGCAAACCAUGACAAAUUACACAAUUGUCUGGCUGAGAGUGAGUUGCAGAUUGGGAUUGUUGAGACGAUGAUUCGACACGUUGAGGAAAUAUUUACGAUCCCCCGAGAACUGCAGAAUAAAAUGUUGACAAGAAUGCGAGACACUGAGCCGGAUCGACUCGAUCGGAUACUUGGAGCGAUGGCAAGGGCUAAUUAUGAAACGGAUAGUGCUCUUCCAUCACCAUUCCCGCCGAUGCUCGAGGAGGAGAGCUUGAAGACGCAGAAAUCGAGGAAACAAAGUGUUGGUCUCCGACGAUCGGACAGUUGGCCGAACUCGAUGGUUGACGAGAUCGGAGUGGGACAACAGGAAUCAAGCAGUCAACAACCGUCCACCUCUUCCUACACCGAUGAAAAAGAGGAACGACCCGAGGGACGGACAAGUGGAAGAAGGCACACGAGAAGGGAUACACACGCUAUUAUUGUUGACUCGAUCUCCGCUGUGGCGUUGAGAGCAAACGCGGCUCGUCGUCGUCUCCGCAAUGUUUUCCGAGCUUUUCGUCUAACUUCUCGAUCAACUCCAAAUGUCAGCACACAAGGA
This is a messenger RNA of Mesorhabditis belari, 1356 nucleotides long. Lineage: Eukaryota; Metazoa; Nematoda; Chromadorea; Rhabditida; Rhabditidae. The record is from the annotation of a GenBank genome assembly.